Vitis vinifera (wine grape) is the source of this 1541-nucleotide messenger RNA. RefSeq lists its product as uncharacterized. Bases 429 to 1403 code for a protein of 324 amino acids. Lineage: Eukaryota; Viridiplantae; Streptophyta; Magnoliopsida; Vitales; Vitaceae. The transcript is spliced from 3 exons. The record is from RefSeq and is a predicted model, not a curated record.
UUAUGAUAUUUUUUUUGCCUGCUUGAGCGGAUAAAUAAAAACGCCAGAGUCCCCCAGACGGUCUGAUGUUCCCACCCAAUCAAAGCUUGGGAGCAAAACCCUAAUGCCCAAGAAAUCUUCGAUUCAGUCUCUACUCGCAGCAAAUCUGAAUAAGAAGCUAGAACUGAUAUUAUUCAAGUGCUUUGUGCUCAAAGUCUCUUUCAGUGUCUAGAAGUAAUUUUGAUUCCACAAAACCGAUUCUUAGUGUGUAUUUCCAGUCCACCGAUUGCUCAGCCACCCACAUCCCCAGCAUAAUGCUUAUGCUUAACUUGCAUCUGGUAUGGAUCAGCAAAAGUUGGAUGGGAAAUGAGCCUCCCAAGUGUGUUGUCAUAGUUUCAGGACCCUCCUAGUAAGUAUAAUUUGCUAUUAUCGGCCUGAUUCUUCCAAGAAUGAGCAAUGCCUAUAUCACUGGGUUUCGUACCAUUCACCAUAAAGCAGCAUCGCCAUUUCCUUCAUGCAAGUUGCAUGGAAAUGGAAUUCCAUUUCCUUCAUGCAAGUUGCAUGGAAAUGGAAUUUUCAGAACCUUCUCCACAUGCACCUCGCCGUUGAACUCCUCAACUCCCCCGCUCAGCAUUCGAUCCCCUUCAUCACUUGUGUUGGCAUCUUCCCAGAUUGUCCCAUCUAAUCUGCCACAGCGCUCAGAAGAAUGGUUUGCCCUGCGCAGGGACAAGCUGACAACAAGCACUUUCAGCACUGCACUGGGCUUUUGGAAAGGCAACCGUCGUCAUGAACUCUGGCAUGAGAAAGUAUUUGCAUCAGAUGUACAAUCCAUAGAAGCCUCUAGAAAUAGUGCCAUGGAGUGGGGCAUGCUCAAUGAAGCAGCAGCUAUAGAGCAGUACAAAAGCAUCACAGGUCGUGAUGUGAGCUUGUUAGGGUUCGCGAUCCAUUCAGAGGAGCAAUUCAAUUGGCUUGGUGCUUCCCCAGAUGGUCUUCUUGGGUGCUUCCCAGGUGGUGGUAUCCUAGAAGUGAAGUGCCCAUACAACAAAGGGAAGCCUGAGAUGGGUCUUCCCUGGUCUACUAUGCCUUUCUAUUACAUGCCUCAGGUGCAGGGUCAAAUGGAGAUAAUGGGUAGAGAAUGGGUUGAUCUGUAUUGCUGGACACCAAAUGGGAGCACAAUAUUCCAUGUAUGUAGAGACCGCAGUUACUGGGAGCUGAUACAUGGAAUUUUACACGAGUUCUGGUGGGAAAGUGUGGUCCCUGCUAGGGAAGCUCUAUUGCUGGGGAAGGAGGAGGAGGCCAGGUUGUAUAAACCAGCAUCAACACACAAACAGACAGGACUGGUGAUUAGUAAGAGCAUAAAGUUGGCUGCUGAGUCUAAAUUGUCGUGCAGAGAGAUUGCAAGUCAUAUCGAAUUUUUCAGAUGAAAGAGCAACCCAACUUGUUUUGAGUUUCCUUUUUCUCCUCUGGUUCAACCAUGUAUUCCUUUAUUGACUUACAGGCUCUUGUAAAUUUAUUACUCCCAAUUCAUUACUUAAUUUACUGUUUCAUCAUGUUUCUUCCUA